This is a messenger RNA of Loxodonta africana (African savanna elephant), 6599 nucleotides long. It is a transcript of the gene DAAM1, whose product is annotated as dishevelled associated activator of morphogenesis 1. Gene Ontology annotation, cellular component: stress fiber. The transcript is spliced from 25 exons. The record is from RefSeq and is a predicted model, not a curated record. Gene Ontology annotation, biological process: actin cytoskeleton organization. Bases 656 to 3865 code for a protein of 1069 amino acids. Gene Ontology annotation, molecular function: actin binding; small GTPase binding. NCBI's taxonomy places the organism in Eukaryota, Metazoa, Chordata, Mammalia, Proboscidea, Elephantidae.
UUAACCUUUUCCCUGUUGGUGAACUCAUUUGAUCUUUGCUGUUUGAAACUCUCUGACUCAUUUAGCUCAUGUCAAGUCCCUCUUUCUUUGUUAUGAAUUUAAAUUAUUCACUGUAGUAAACAUUUACUGAGUGCCUCCUGUCUUCCUGGCACUGUGCAGGGCAUUAGAGCCACAAAAUUGCUUGAUACACAGUCCCUCCCUUUGAGCUAGCACAGUAACAGGAAGACACACCCAUAAAUAACUUAGAGUGUGAAUGGGUAUAUAUGCCUUAAAAAAAAAAUGGCAUAUGUAUAUUAUUAAUCCCAUGUGAGGAAGAUAAAGACAGAGAAAUUGGAACUGGGCUUUAAAUGAUGAGAAAGACAUCUCCAAAGGGAUCUCAAAGGGGACAAAAAACAGAAGGUCAUUCUUGCAGGGGAAGUAAUAACAAAACAGAUCAGCAGGAAAGGGCAUGUGAUGUGCAAAGAAUGGCCAGUAGCCCAAUGCAAUUAAAGCGUGUGCUGUUGUGUGGAGUGGCUGCAGUUCUGUACUGUUUGCUCAGCAGUUGGUCAUACGAAGCAUUCAACAAGUGAAUAGAAGUACAUGCGCUCUCUGCCCAACUGGACUCCAAAUCCUUUUGGGAGCGUAGUCACUCCAAGAAAUAGAACAGAAUUCAACCAUGGCCCCAAGGAAAAGAGGUGGACGGGGGAUCUCUUUCAUCUUUUGCUGUUUCCGAAAUAAUGACCACCCAGAAAUCACGUAUCGGCUGCGUAACAACAGCAACUUUGAGCUUCAGACCAUGGAGCCGGCCUUGCCCAUGCCGCCUGUGGAGGAGCUGGAUGUCAUGUUCAGUGAGCUUGUGGAUGAACUUGACCUCACAGACAAACACAGGGAAGCCAUGUUUGCCCUUCCAGCAGAGAAAAAAUGGCAAAUAUACUGUAGCAAGAAAAAGGACCAAGAAGAAAACAAGGGAGCUACAAGUUGGCCUGAAUUCUACAUUGAUCAGCUAAAUUCUAUGGCUGCUAGAAAAUCUCUGCUGGCUUUAGAGAAGGAAGAGGAGGAAGAGAGAAGUAAAACUAUAGAGAGUUUGAAGACGGCACUAAGGACAAAACCAAUGAGGUUUGUAACCAGAUUCAUCGACUUGGAUGGCUUGUCAUGUAUUCUCAACUUUCUAAAGACCAUGGACUAUGAGACCUCAGAGUCUCGAAUACAUACCUCCCUCAUUGGAUGUAUAAAGGCGCUAAUGAACAAUUCUCAAGGUCGGGCUCACGUCCUGGCUCAUUCUGAGAGUAUUAACGUAAUUGCUCAGAGUCUGAGCACAGAGAACAUUAAAACAAAGGUGGCUGUGCUGGAAAUCUUGGGCGCUGUGUGCCUGGUUCCCGGGGGCCACAAGAAGGUUCUGCAGGCUAUGCUGCACUAUCAGAAAUACGCCAGCGAAAGGACCCGCUUUCAGACGUUAAUUAAUGACUUGGAUAAAAGCACUGGGCGGUAUAGAGAUGAAGUGAGCCUCAAGACUGCCAUCAUGUCCUUCAUUAAUGCAGUGCUAAGUCAAGGCGCAGGAGUGGAAAGUUUGGACUUUAGACUUCAUCUUCGUUAUGAAUUUCUGAUGUUAGGAAUUCAACCUGUAAUAGAUAAGUUAAGAGAACAUGAAAAUUCUACGUUGGAUAGGCAUUUAGACUUUUUUGAAAUGCUCCGAAAUGAAGAUGAACUAGAAUUUGCCAAAAGAUUUGAACUGGUUCACAUAGACACAAAAAGUGCAACUCAGAUGUUUGAGCUGACCAGAAAGAGGCUGACUCACAGUGAAGCUUACCCUCACUUCAUGUCCAUCCUGCACCACUGCCUCCAAAUGCCUUAUAAGAGAAGUGGAAACACUGUUCAGUACUGGCUACUGCUAGAUAGAAUUAUACAGCAAAUAGUUAUCCAAAAUGACAAAGGACAAGACCCUGACUCCACACCUUUGGAAAACUUUAACAUUAAGAAUGUCGUACGAAUGUUGGUUAAUGAAAACGAAGUUAAGCAGUGGAAAGAACAAGCAGAAAAAAUGAGAAAAGAACACAAUGAACUGCAACAGAAAUUGGAAAAGAAGGAGCGGGAAUGUGAUGCCAAGACACAAGAGAAGGAAGAGAUGAUGCAAACCUUGAAUAAAAUGAAAGAGAAACUUGAAAAGGAGACGACUGAACACAAGCAAGUCAAGCAGCAGGUGGCGGACCUCACUGCACAGCUCCACGAGCUCAGCAGGAGGGCCAUCUGUGCUUCAGUCCCAGGUGGACCCUCACCUGGAGCCCCAGGAGGGCCCUUUCCUUCGUCAUUGCCAGGGGCUCUCCUUCCUCCUCCUCCUCCCCCACCUCUACCAGGUGGACUGCUUCCUCCUCCACCACCUCCCCUCCCUCCAGGUGGCCCUCCACCUCCCCCAGGGCCCCCUCCUCUAGGUGGGGGGAUCAUGCCACCUCCUGGUGCUCCACUGGGUCUGGCACUUAAGAAGAAAAACAUUCCUCAACCCACAAAUGCCCUGAAGUCCUUCAACUGGUCUAAGCUGCCUGAGAACAAACUGGAUGGAACAGUAUGGACUGAAAUUGAUGAUUCAAAAGUCUUUAACAUUUUAGAUCUUGAAGACCUAGAAAGAACUUUCUCUGCCUACCAAAGACAACAGAAAGAAGCAGAUGCCAUUGAUGACACACUGAGUUCCAAAUUUAAAGUCAAAGAACUUUCAGUGAUUGAUGGUCGGAGAGCUCAGAACUGCAACAUUCUUCUGUCGAGGUUAAAAUUAUCCAAUGAUGAAAUCAAACGGGCAAUUCUAACCAUGGACGAGCAAGAAGAUCUGCCCAAGGACAUGCUGGAACAGCUCUUGAAAUUUGUUCCUGAAAAAAGUGACAUUGACCUCUUGGAAGAACAUAAACAUGAACUGGAUCGGAUGGCCAAGGCUGAUAGAUUCCUUUUUGAGAUGAGCCGAAUCAAUCAUUAUCAGCAAAGGUUGCAAUCACUGUACUUCAAAAAGAAGUUUGCAGAACGUGUGGCAGAAGUUAAACCUAAAGUAGAAGCAAUUCGUUCUGGCUCAGAGGAAGUGUUUAGGAGCAGUGCCCUGAGGCAGUUGCUGGAAGUGGUUUUGGCAUUUGGGAAUUACAUGAAUAAAGGCCAAAGAGGCAAUGCAUAUGGAUUCAAGAUAUCCAGCCUAAACAAGAUUGCUGACACAAAAUCCAGUAUUGACAAGAACAUUACCCUUUUGCACUAUCUCAUAACUAUCGUGGAAAAGAAAUACCCCAAGGUUCUCAGUCUAAAUGAAGAAUUGCGGGAUAUUCCUGAAGCAGCAAAAGUAAACAUGACUGAGCUGGACAAAGAAAUAAGUACCUUGAGAAGUGGCUUGAAAGCAGUAGAGACAGAGCUGGAAUAUCAGAAAUCUCAGCCCCCACAGCCCGGAGACAAGUUUGUGUCCGUUGUCAGCCAGUUCAUCACAGUAGCCAGCUUCAGCUUCUCUGACGUUGAAGAUCUUCUAGCAGAAGCUAAAGAUUUGUUUACUAAAGCAGUGAAGCACUUUGGAGAAGAAGCCGGCAAAAUACAGCCCGAUGAGUUCUUUGGCAUUUUUGAUCAGUUUCUUCAAGCUGUGUCAGAAGCCAAACAAGAGAAUGAAAACAUGAGAAAGAAGAAGGAGGAGGAAGAACGCCGAGCUCGCAUGGAAGCUCAGCUCAAAGAACAACGCGAAAGGGAACGUAAAAUGAGAAAAGCAAAAGAGAAUAGCGAAGAAGGUGGAGAGUUUGAUGACCUGGUUUCAGCUUUGCGCUCAGGAGAAGUCUUUGACAAAGACCUUUCUAAACUGAAACGGAAUCGCAAACGCAUUACCAACCAGAUGACGGACAGCGGCCGGGAGAGACCAGUCACAAAACUUAAUUUCUAAUUUUCCUUGAACGCUUUUUUAGAAAGCUCGUUAGCAGUCCUUUGAAGUGACUAGAAUGUUUCAUUACACUGCCUUGCAAUCUAAACAGUGGCAAUUCCUUCUUCCAUCUGUGAGUGUGUGUGUCGUGUGUCGUGUGUGUGUGUGUAUGUAUGUAUAUAUAUAUAUAAUGUAUAUAGAAGUCUGAAUGUUGUCUGGAGAGCUAUAUGUAUGGUUAAAAAAAAAUCUGUGUUAAUGUAUGUGCUCAGAAACCCUUCGUAUGCAUUCAUAUUGAGUGUGACUCAUUUUCUGUCCCUGAACACCAUGACUGUUCAGAAGCACAAUACUGUCUCCUGAAAGAGAUGACAGAGUCAUUCCCUAAAGAAAAUGAAACACAAAAAGCAAAAAAGAAGAAGAAAAAGGCUUGUGAAAUACUUUAGGUUUCCAAGCUUGGCAUACUUUGAAAUUUAUUUUCAUUGGUGGAACUGGUGUUGGAAAAUAUAUAGAUUUAAAAUGGUUUUUGAUAGUUGACAAGGUGAUAUUGGUGCAUCGCAUCAGUAAUUGAUAGGACCAGCGAACAGUUUCUGGCAUUGGUGUGGGAUUACAGUCCGUAAGUGUUUAUUAAGAACAGCCUGCACGCAAUCUGAAUUAGGUAGAAAGUCAGGAUUUUUUAUGUAUUUAAAACUUGAGCAUCAACUAUUUUGGGGCGGUUUUUCUAAUCUCAUUGAGUUCUCUGCCAAGUGCUCUUGAUUUCUUUAAACUGCUUUUGGAAAGAACACCAUUUAUCUAAAUGCAAUCCAUGCUCCUGUUAAAGAACAAGACUGUCAGAAUGUGCUUGUUGUUCUAACAAUAUAGAUAUAUAAACUUUAAAAGUAAAAUUUCCACCCAAGACUUAAAAGGAGGAAUUCUCUGAAGGAAUAAAGAUUAUAAAAGGGUUUUUUCUUUUUUUUAAAUAGGGGUGCUUUUUUUUUUUUUUCCUAUUUUCUGUUCUGUGGGACAAACUGCGUCUUCUGUAAAUAUGGGCCUGGAUAAAAGGACACUUAGCGAAUGCACAGAAUGCCAACAGUACCCACAGAGAUGCAGAGAUCUGCUUAUCUCUAUGUACAUUUGAAGUGGUUUGCUGUUUAUAUGUUGUCAUUUUAAAUUGCGUGUCAUAAAGCUACCUGUAAUAUUUCAGUCCAAAAAAUAAAGCUCUCAGGGAGAAAUGAAUAAAAACAAUGAACAUUAGAAAAUAAAAUAUAGAUACUUUACCAUUAAUCUACCAGCUCUUAAUAUCCUUAAAUUAUAUGAUAUAUGACUGUUACUUUUUUCUCUUUUUUUUUUUUUGCUUUAUUUAUUAGUAGUGGGGGAGGGGGGCAGAGGUUCUCUCUUUUCUUUCCAUUGAUUCUGUUGUGGUUGGGUUUCCUGUGGAGAGAGUAGUUUGUCCUGUUGCACUAGAAACAUUAUUUACUCACUAAAUUGAGUUUUUCAGUUAACAAAUAUUUAUUGAACACCUACCAUGUGCCAGGCAUAGUAGGACUACAAUAGUAAACAAGACAGAGUCCCUGCCCCCAAGGAGCUUACGUUCCAAUAGGGUUAGUAAGGGACGAAUAGACUACCAAUGUGUUCACUGUACAGGAAUCAUGGUAUUUAAAAAUAAUUUGUAUAAACUGUAAUGCUUAGCACAGAUGGCGAGCUAUCUGUGCUCUGUGAAAGCUGUGAAAUAGUGCUGUUAAGAGUUGUCAAGAGCUGUGGUUUUACAUUUUUUCCUCAUUGCAAACUUAGUGACUUUCUACAAAUUAUAUAAAAGUAAAUGACUAGCAAAUUAAAAAAAGGGUCGUAAAUACAGAGGCCGAGCUCUCCAACUCCUAUUUUCCAAGGUCUACAAAUACACUCUGUUGAAGGUGCAGAUGGAGACUUUGCUCAAAAAAGCUUGGAGAUAAUGAGAAAGAGCGGGACACAGGCAGUCCCCAGGUUACAAACAAGAUCCGUUCCCGAGUGUGUCUUUGAGUCCAAUUUGUAGGUAAGUCAGAGCAGGUGCACACAGUUCUUAUUUGGUGGCGCAGUGGUUAAAAGCAACCAAUUGCUAACCGAAAGGUCAGAGACCCAAAACCACCAGCGGCGCCUCAGGAGAAAGGUGUGGUAGGCUGCUUCCAUAGGGAUUUACAGCCUUGGAAACCCUAUGGGAUUGCUGAGUUGGAAUCGACUCGAUGGCAGUGGUUUGGGUUUGGGUUAGUGUGAAAACAAGGCUUGAAGCCUUUUCAGUGAUUUAAAAGCUACGUGUGCAGCAAGUGAAGGUGAUUGUGACGUAGCAAGUGAAGAGGAUUGUGAUGAAGCCUUUGUUCCCUGUAGGAGUUGUUGCAGCCGUUUCAAAGUGAGGGCAAAUUUACGUAACAUUAAAGGGCAAGUGCUCGUUGUUCAAAAGUCAGACGUCGGUAACCUGGGGACUUCGUGUAUAUUGAUGGUUUCAUCUAUUCCUUAACUAAAGUGCCUCUCUAUUUUUUUCUAUUUAUAGCAGGAAAAAUCUGGCUCAGUUUUGGAAUCGUCUUUUGAAAAUGGCUUUGUUUUACAGUUUAAGGAAUGAACAAAAGGAGGGAGAGUCACAAAAAGGAGCAAAGUUUUUAAGCAUGUCCCUCUUGCCCAUUUAACCAUCCUCAUUUUGAAAUGGUCAUCCUGGUAGGCCUCCUUUGCCAUUUCCCUUUUUGAUUUCUUUCCUCAAAAGCUGUGUGUAGGUAAUUCCAUGUGCCAUUGUUGAAAAAAAAAAAACUACUUUUUAGAU